Molecule: messenger RNA, 809 nt
Organism: Paramecium primaurelia
Lineage: Eukaryota; Ciliophora; Oligohymenophorea; Peniculida; Parameciidae
Source: the annotation of a GenBank genome assembly
AUGCUUAAUUUAUAUUUGCAAAUACCUGAUUCAAAUAUAGGCUAAUAUUCUAUUAGGUUUCCAUAAAGUAAGCAAAUUUCAGAUCUUAUUGAAUGGAUCUAUGAUAAUUUUAAUCAGUAUAUAUGAUAUAAGCUAAAUUAGAUUUUUUAAAUUGUAGAAUAAAAAUAAAAUCAAUAUAUACAAUAAUGGAAAUGGAUAAAAUUAUCGUUGUUCAAAUUAAUUGUUAAGUUCCUGUCUUAAAAAUAAUGAUAUUUUAAUAUUAGGUGAAAUUUAAUAAGAAAAAGAACUCCAUUUUUUUUUAGAAUAUCAAUCAUUAAUUACAGAAAUUAAAAUUGAAGAUGAUAUUACAAUUCAAGAAUUAAUGGAGUUUGCUUAUUGUACUUUCGAUAUUUCUAAUGAUAUUAAAUUAGAUUUUAUGUAUGAAAACAUUAACUUAUCAAAUUAAAAUAUCAAAAAGAAAUUAGCAGAAUUUAAUAUUUAAAAUAAUGGUAAGAUUUAAAUUGUACCCCAUAAAAUUAUUGACAAUAAUUUAAUAAAUAUUUAGAUAUUGUUCAGAGAUAUUGGCAGUAGUAUUAAAUAAUAAUUUUAAAAAUGUGAUAUUUUAGCUAAAAUUGUUCAAGCAGCAAUACAGUAUUUAUAAUUAGAUCAGUAAAUUAAAUAUAUUAUAAAGGAAUACGGCGGCAUUGAGUGUUAUUUAUAAAGGCCGUUAUUAUAAUGACUAUAAGAUUACUUUAUCGGAGAUGAAAUUAAUGGAAGAUGAUAUAAUUGAAAUUAAGAUCUCUUAUUGUGGAGGAUAAUCGUAUUGUUGA